Messenger RNA from Pipistrellus nathusii (Nathusius's pipistrelle), 1392 nucleotides. NCBI's taxonomy places the organism in Eukaryota, Metazoa, Chordata, Mammalia, Chiroptera, Vespertilionidae. The record is from the annotation of a GenBank genome assembly.
AUGCCCGGCACCCAGGGGCCCUUCUUCUUCCCCAUGGCCCACUUCGUCCUCUUUGUCUUCACGGCCUCCACCAUCUUCCACCUUCAGCAGCGGCUGGUGAGGAUCCAACCCCUGCCGGCCGCGGAGAGGCUGGUGCCCGUGGAACCUGAGGACAACGCCUCCAGCGCCCCGAGUGCACCGAGCGCCCGGAGCACCCAGAUCACCCCAGGCGCCCUGAGCACCCAGAUCGCCCCGAGCACCCCGAGUGCCUCUAGCGCCCGGAGCGCCACGAGUGCACCAGGCGCCACGAGUGCACCGAGCGCCCCGAGUGCCCCGAUUGCCCCGAGUGCCCCGAGCGCCCCGAGUGCCCCGAGUGCACCGAGCGCCCCGAGUGCACCGAGCGCCCCGAGCGCCCCGAGCGCCCCGAGUGCACCGAGCGCCCAGAGCACCCAGAUCACCCCAAGCGUCCUGAGCACCCCGAUCGCCCAGAGUGCCCCGAGCACCCCGAGUGCACCGAGCGCCCUGAGCACCCCAAGCACCCCGAGCGUCCGGAGCACUGCGCCCCGGGGCAUGUGGACCAUCAACGCCAUCGGCCGCCUGGGCAACCAGAUGGGCGAGUACGCCACGCUGUACGCGCUGGCCAGGCUGAACGGGCGGCCGGCCUUCAUCCCCGCCGAGAUGCACAGCACGCUGGCGCCGCUCUUCCGCAUCUCCCUCCCGGUGCUGCCGGCCGCGGCCCGCGGGCUCCCGUGGCACAACUACCCGCUCCACGACUGGAUGGAGGAGCGGUACCGCCACAUCCCCGGCGAGUACGUGCGCCUCACGGGCUACCCCUGCUCCUGGACCUUCUACCACCACCUGCGCCCCGACAUCCUGCGCGAGUUCACGCUGCACGACCACGUGCGCGAGGGGGCGCAGGCGUACCUGCGCGGUCUGCGCGGGCGCGGGCGCCGCCCCGCCACGUACGUGGGCGUGCACGUGCGCCGCGGGGACUACGUGCACGUCAUGCCGGAAGUGUGGAAGGGCGUGGUGGCCGACCGCGCCUACCUGCAGGCGGCGCUGGACCGCUUCCGGGCCCGGCACGAAGCCCCGGUGUUCGUGGUCACCAGCAACGGCAUGGCCUGGUGCCGCGAGAACAUCGACGCGUCCCGGGGCGACGUGGUGUUCGCGGGCGAUGGCGUGGAGGGCUCGCCGGCCAAGGACUUCGCGCUGCUCACGCAGUGCAACCACACCGUCAUGACCAUCGGCACGUUCGGCAUCUGGGCGGCCUACCUGGCGGGCGGGGAGACCGUCUACCUGGCCAACUACACGCUCCCGGACUCGCCCUUCCUCAAGGUCUUCCGGCCCGAGGCCGCCUUCCUGCCCGAGUGGUUUGGGAUCGCCGCCGACCUGUCCCCGCUGCUCAAGCCCUGA